AUGGACGCCAAGCCCGACGAACUCGUGAUCUCGCUCGGUUCGAGCCAUGUUGCCCGUAUCCUCGAGCACCUCCACGAACACGCCCUCAACACUGACGUGGACUUUGAGGACGUUGUGCCGGGUCUCUCGAGCGAAAUGUGCAUGAAGGUCUGGGAGAAGCUCAAGGCGGAUGCCUCAGCUACUUCCGUGACAAUCAAAUCUCAGUCGCAGUCCAUCGAGACCGUCCCCGCCAUUCCUGACAAGAACACGUCCCAGGUUCUGGACUCGAGCCCCAGCUCCUCGACCGGCAUCCACGACUCUGAACAUGAUGACGACUCGGGUACCACCAUUCCUCGCCCUCGCGCUUUAGUCUAUGAUACCGAGGACAGCGACGCCGAAGGUGCGGGUGGCGAGCACGAGUCGGAUAUCGAAUCCAUGCGCUCGCCGUCCCCCUUCCUGGCUGAAUCCGACGAUGACGAGCUGUCCCUGCAGAUCGCCCGCAAGGCUCGUGCGGCAUUUGCUGAAGCUACGACCAAAGGUUCCAGUGCCUCGCAGCCGCCUGCCCAGAAUGGAGCCUCCAAGUCCGUCCAGCCCACUGACAAGAACGCGAUGCAGACUCCCGCCAAAGUUGAUGCCCAGGCCUUUGACUGGAUGCCCAUCAACCAGCAGCCUCCUGUCUCCACGCCCAACCAGGCGCAGCAGGCUCCCAAGCGCAGGAUCAGCGAGGGCCGCGAGGCAAUCCCCCAGUCCCCCUUCAGUGCAACCUACAAGCGCCCCAAGACCGCGGCUGCGCGCCUCGCCGCGACCCCAAAGCUUAAGAGCACCUCUGGCUGCAAGCACAACAUCUGCCUUGGCCUCGACAAGUGCCUCGUCCCUUCUUCCCCUGCCGUCUAG
Trichosporon asahii var. asahii CBS 2479 is the source of this 873-nucleotide messenger RNA. RefSeq lists its product as uncharacterized. The coding region runs from base 1 to 873 and encodes 290 amino acids. The record is from RefSeq and is a predicted model, not a curated record. The transcript is spliced from 2 exons. Lineage: Eukaryota; Fungi; Basidiomycota; Tremellomycetes; Trichosporonales; Trichosporonaceae.